UGUGAGUCUGUGCACACCUGAUCAAAGUUCUCCUUCAGUAUCAUCACGAGAAGGUUGGGCUUCUGUUCCAUCAUCAUGGGUCAUUGGAUUUGUAACUAAUUUACUGCCUAUAUAUGGUGAUGAUUCACAAUUCAGGGAUAAUUCAGUCACUAAAGAUCUAGCAAAUUUUUACCUUUGUGUUACAAAUACAUCCCCUGAAGCACCAGGCAGUGAGAUCUGCAAACUGUGGUAUCAUUACAUGGAUGCCGUGCAGAAAAAACUGCAAAAUGACAAUUUUAUUUAAAAGCAAAUGCGCAAUUUCUGAAAGGUUGCAAAACAAAAAUAGGGAAGAUCUCAUAUGAUUCUAGGAAGUAAAACCAGAAUAUGCUGAACUGCAUAACUGCACGACCAUCCAUUUUCAAAAGGAUUGUUAAGUGUCUUUUGCAGGGUUAAGACCUGAAGAGGAAACAUCUACCAGGACCAGCAAGGUGUUUCUCAGAUGUUCAGGCACACAGAUGAUGAGGAGACACAUACUGUCACAAGGACCAAGUGACAGCCAUGGAGAAAGACAGCAAGCAGAAGUUAAAAUAAAGAACGACGUAGAGAAUAACGAGUGGGUGGGAGCGCUCGUCAACCUACGGAGAUGUGUGCAGUACAGUGUGCACUGCUUAGGCGCAGACCUCAGCGCAGACCUCAUCAUUGCCAAUAAGCAGCAAUGCCGGCUUCCCUGAAGAGCCUUCAGCAGAUGGCCAUCUUUGUCACCGUGGUGACAGGAGGAGGCUGCUCAGUGAUGUACUACCUGAUGCAAAAGAACUUCUCCAGGUCUGAUUACUGUCGCCUGGCCCUUGAGCGCCUGGAGGCCCACCCUCCAGCCAUGGAGAGCCUGGGCGCCCCCCCUCUGCGAGCUCACAAUAUCCGGCUGACAGAUCGGCACAACCGCGUGGACCCUGCCAGGGCUCAGAUAAAAAUCCCCGUGUCAGGGACGAAAUCGGCCGGCUACCUCUACACAUCCUCGACGAGGGAUGUACGCCUCAACAGGUGGUGUCUGCAGGAAGCGGUGCUCUUACUGCGGGACGGCCGGCGGAUCGAUGUCCUUGGAGCCGGCGCUGAAACCCCAGACCCCCCCUCACCCCAGGACUUUGGUUUUUAAUGCUUGUAAUCACCUCCCCCAUCCUCCUUCUCCAGGACCCUAGGGAUGGCGGUACCUUAACCAUAUUAGCACAGACACAGGAAGGGAACCCAGGCAGACAGAACUGGCUGAAGGAGACGUCCCGCCUUUUUCAGUGUAAUAAUAACAAGAUUGUCCAUUAAAUUGUGUUUGUUAUUUACACUGCACACACUGAUUUAUCUCUGGUUUGCUAGUAGUUAGCUAGCAACGUGGGGCUAGCAGAUGCUAUGCAGCAGUUAACUCACAACUGGAUCUGGUGUCAGUUGUCCUGUGCUUAGGGAUACCGUACUCCUGUUCAACUGAUUUCAGAUUAAAAUGAGAAUGAUGAACGUGAGCCCAUUAGCCAUGGUACUAGUAAUAAAUCACAUACGGUUGUGUGCAAUAUUUUCACAGCAAUA
This is a messenger RNA of Paramormyrops kingsleyae, 1545 nucleotides long. It is a transcript of the gene coa1, whose product is annotated as cytochrome C oxidase assembly factor 1. The record is from RefSeq and is a predicted model, not a curated record. Gene Ontology annotation, cellular component: mitochondrial inner membrane. Lineage: Eukaryota; Metazoa; Chordata; Actinopteri; Osteoglossiformes; Mormyridae. Gene Ontology annotation, biological process: mitochondrial respiratory chain complex I assembly; mitochondrial respiratory chain complex IV assembly.